Messenger RNA from Spirometra erinaceieuropaei, 399 nucleotides. The record is from the annotation of a GenBank genome assembly. Lineage: Eukaryota; Metazoa; Platyhelminthes; Cestoda; Diphyllobothriidea; Diphyllobothriidae.
AUGGCAUUUACCGGCAAUGAAGAUGCCGGUGACGUGAACACCGAGGACUUCGUGUCGGUGAUCGAUGAAGAAAACAUUUCGCGGAUCAUCAGCUCACAAGAGGCUAUGAUCUCGAAACUAGAGAAAACUAAUGCCAUGCUGCAUACAGUUUGUGAACUUUCCUCUGACCGUCUCGGCCCCAUUUCCGCCCAUCUGAGAGCCAGCACGAAAACUCUGGUAGCCCUUAAAAACGAACUUUCAGCGGUGAUGAAGCGCACCGAAUUUCUUAAGAGUGCUUUUCAAAAGAAGUUCCCCCAGGAGUACGCCGUUGCUGCCCGACAAGUCUUGGAAAGAUGGGAGACCGAACUUGACGCCGAAACCGGUGACGAUCCCCCUCCUACAGAAAAACCGCAAUCAUAA